This is a messenger RNA of Lathyrus sativus (Indian pea), 1506 nucleotides long. NCBI's taxonomy places the organism in Eukaryota, Viridiplantae, Streptophyta, Magnoliopsida, Fabales, Fabaceae. The record is from the annotation of a GenBank genome assembly.
AUGCUUCAAUCCCCAGGCCACUCUCCGCUUCAUCUCUCUUCACCAUCUCCUUCAAUUUCCGAAUUUUCGAUCCAAAACCCUAAAGAUUCUGGUUCCAGUAUUCAACCCCAGAAGAAACAGAGGAACCCAACGGUUCUCGAUGAAGACACGUAUGCCGAAGCAUUGGAGAAGAUAAUCGAGCGUGAUUACUUUCCUGACAUCUCAAAGCUCCGUGAUCGACUCGAUUGGCUUGAAGCUAUCAAAACCGGCGAUCCUGUUCAAAUUCGCGAUGCCCAAUUGAAAAUCAUCGAGCGUCGGCGUGGAGGAAAGGUAACCCCUUUGAAUCCUCUCGAUUCAAGAAAUUCGCAUACUCCGGGUUCUACUUUUGUCAGAAAUUUCACUCCUUUAGAUGAAUUUGAUGGUAAAACACCUAUAACACCUGGUUAUACUGCUUCUGUGGGAGAUAAAGAGGAGGUUAGUGCGGUUGAUACUUCACUUGGGCUUGAUCAGUUUAUGGGUAGGUAUACAAGUGAGGAUAAUCAUAGUUUUUCGAAGAUUUUGGAGAGAGUGAAUAGGAAGAGGAAAGAGAGGUUUGGGUAUUUGAAUGAUAAUAUGAAUGCUAAUGCUAUUGAGGAUGAAAAGAGGGAUAGAAUAACUGAUGGUUAUGGUUCCUCUUAUCAACCUCUUAGUACAUUGGAAGGAUGGAAUUAUACUGCUAAGAAUUUGUUGAUGUAUCAUCCUGCUGAUCGGGGUGAGGUUCCUUUGACUGAGGAGGAAAGGGCUGUUAGAAUUAAAGCCUCUACGAAGGAGAUUGAUCGGCCAAAUACUAGGUUUCAUGGUAAAAUGGAUUCUAGGCCGAAAGAUGAUGAAACUAUUGAGGUGCUUUAUACUCCUGUUGCGGGUGCUACUCCGGUUCCUAUGUCUUUUAGAGAUGGGGAUAAAUUGAAGAAGUAUGAUUUGGAGGAUUUGAGGAAGACUCCCAAUCCGUUUUAUUUGGAGUCCGAGAAGAAAGCUGAGAAUGGUUAUAGCUAUGUUAAGACACCAUCUCCUGCGCCAGGAGCUGAUGAGUCUCCUUUUAUUACUUGGGGAGAAAUUGAAGGGACACCACUGAGGUUGGACAUGGAGGAUACACCGAUUGAUAUUGGUGGUAGUGCUGAUGGACCUCAUUAUAGGAUUCCUUCUGCUCCGGCCAGAGAUGCAAAAGCACACUCACUUUCUAGGGAGGCUGCUCGUAAUCUGAGGGAGAGGUCGAAGAUGUUUCGUAAACCCCCGUUGGCAUCACCAGCUAGAGGUGGAAGUGCUACUCCGAGCAUGCGGACGCUUUCUCCUGCUGCUCAGAAGUUUGUCCGGAAUGCGAUUGCCAAGUCGUCAUCAACUGUUGACGAGACACUCCGUGCAAGUUACCGUGGUUCUACUCCUGCUUUGGCUACUCCUACAAGAGUUAGAAGUGUAUCAAGGCUUGGUAGAGACGAGAGCUUGGUUUCCAGGUCUCCAUCUGUUAGAGAGGGCUCCAAUCCUCCUUGGUGA